Helicoverpa armigera (cotton bollworm) is the source of this 4465-nucleotide messenger RNA. RefSeq lists its product as uncharacterized. The coding region runs from base 275 to 2263 and encodes 662 amino acids. The transcript has 3 exons. Gene Ontology annotation, cellular component: nucleus; chromatin. The record is from RefSeq and is a predicted model, not a curated record. Gene Ontology annotation, molecular function: NAD+ binding; histone H3K18 deacetylase activity, NAD-dependent. Lineage: Eukaryota; Metazoa; Arthropoda; Insecta; Lepidoptera; Noctuidae.
AAACCAACGCUGAUCGGAAUAUCAUAGUAGUCUGUGGAAUAUCAACAUUAUCAUCUGUGCUCUGCAGUUCUGUCAUUCUGUCUGUGAUGGUUCGAUUUGAUGCCGAGGAGUUAAAAAGAACAGGGUGUAUCAAUUUGGAUGUCCCCGACCGUUAUAAUCGACCAUCAGGCGUGAACGCAAUGUGUGAACGAUUGGGGCCGACGAGCCACAGGCGUCAGUGGGGGAGCCACUCAGGCCACGGGCGCGGCCACUGCGGCCAGCAGUAGCCGGGGACAUGUCGGACCGCAGCGGCGUUCGGUCCAGCGCGCGCCUGAGCGGCGAUGGCGCGGCGGCACCCGGCGCGAGGACAGCGCCAGCGCGCGGGCGCCCGGUCUCGGCGGCGCCGGCGGCCGCGCUGCGCCGGGCCCGCGCAGCCGAGCGCGCGGCCGAGGUGGAAGACAGCCCUCGGGUGCUGCGUGACAAGUGCCGGCGUCUGGCGCGCGCCUUGCGGAACGCUAAACAUCUCGUGGUGUACACGGGAGCCGGCAUCAGCACCGCGGCAGACAUCCCCGACUACCGCGGGCCGCACGGCGUGUGGACGCGGCUGCAGCGCGGCGAGACGGUGGGCCGCGUGGAGGUGUCGCGCGCGCAGCCCACCUUCACGCACAUGGCGCUCACGGCGCUGUGGGCGCGCGGCGCGCUCAAGUUCGUGGUGUCGCAGAACUGCGACGGCCUGCACCUGCGCGCCGGCCUGCCGCGCCGCGCUCUGGCCGAGCUGCACGGCGACAUGUUCGCCGAGCUGUGCGCGCCGUGCCGCCGCGUGUACCUGCGCGCCUUCGACACCACGGAGCGCACGGCGCGCCACGCGCACGGCACGCGCCGCCUGUGCCACGCCUGCGGCCAGGAGCUGCGCGACUCCAUCGUGCACUUCGGCGAGCGCGGCCGCGCCGCCUGGCCGCUCAACUGGGCCGGCGCGCUGCGCCACGCGGCGCGCGCCGACGUCGUGCUGUGCCUGGGCUCCAGCCUCAAGGUGCUGCGCCGCUACCCGCGCCUGUGGCGCAUGCAGGCGGCGCCGCGCGCGCGCCCCGCGCUCUACAUCGUCAACCUGCAGUGGACGCCCAAGGACUCGGUGGCGGCGCUCAAGAUCAACGCGCGCUGCGACGCCGUCAUGCAGCAGGUGGCGCGGCGCCUGCGCCUGCGCGUGCCGCGCUACCGCGCCGCGCUGGACCCCGUGCUGGCGCACGCCGAGCCGCUGGCCGAGCCCGAGCGCCACACCUCGCGCCGCCCGCCGCUGCAGCCGCGCGACGCGCCCGCCGCCGCCGACCACUGGGAGCCCUCCUCGCCCUCCGCCUCCGACUCGGACGAGGAGCUGCCGCUGCGCCACCUGGCGGCCCGGCUGCGCGCGCCGCCGCCGCCGCCCUCUGCUGGCCCCGCGCCCGACGCCACGUGCUCACCGAGCGAACCAGAUCAAUCUAAUGUGCCAGAAUCCCACAAUCGACUGCACGCAUUUCAGGUAAGCAUGCAAGCCGGCGAAGCCACGAUUCUUCUGCGUGCCGAAGACGCUGCGUCGCCCGAGCGGGCCGGCCGACCGCACUCGCCGCUCCGUUGCCGCACCACAGACCUGCGGAGAUUCCGAAUGGCGAGGCACCUCCCGGAAGUGCAGUUCGCGGUGAACGGUCACGGUCCCCCCGGCGUCGCCGCAGAUACAAGACCUGGCGCCGGCCCGGGAGCCAACGGGACCGCGGGCCUGGGCUCGCGACUGAGGCGGCUCCUCGAAUACGAACCUAGAAUCGAUCCUGCGGAGACGAGCAAAGAGCUUCCGGUAGACCUCCGACCGAAGGAGGAGGUCGACGAGAAGAGCCCGAAGGUCGAGGUGAAGACGGAGCCCAAGGACGAGCCCAAGGAGGAGGCCAGCACGUCGGACUCGAGCGGCGCCGGCGCGCUGGCGGCGGGCUCGCUGGCGGCCGCCAUCAUCCGCCGCGCCGUGCUGCUGUGCCGCGCGUCGCUGUACCCGGGGCUGCACACCAUCAUCGCGCCGGCCGCCGCGCCGCCGCCCGAGUGCGCGUGGUGCGCGCGGCACUUCGCGGCGCGGCGCUGCCUGUGGUACGGGCCGCCGCGCGAGCCGCCGCCCGCCGCCCGCGCCUGGCGCCGCGCGCGCGGCCGCCGCUACCUGUGCGCCUGCUGCGCCGAGCCGUCCGCCGCGCCGCCCGCGCCCCACGAGCCGAGCGACGACGGCGGCUGGUACGGCAAGGGCUACCGCAAGGGCCGGCGCCGGCGCCGGUAGCGCCCGCAGACCCCUACCGGGGGCACGUCGUCCUUAGCGAAUUCGGCUGACGAAUGAAUUUUGUAACGGUUUUUAUAAUUUGUUACCGAUACUAUGGAUCGAAUCGUGACUAAACAUUUCAUACUGACGCAUAAGGCGGCAACGUUGAUACAAUUAGUACACAUAAAUGGUUGUGAUCUAAGUGCUUAAAGUAAAUAAAAACGAAUGUGUGCCGUCGGUAUGCCGACGCCGACGGCGGCGGAGGCAGGCGUCGUGCGGGCUCCGCAUGCGGCGCCGCGUGCAGGCGCCCGACUUACAGUGGACGAGGAAACUCAUGCAUGUGCGUGCCAACAACAUUAUCUCAACUUGCAGUCACCGAAAUGUCUAAGGUUUUUUAAAUUGUUAAAUUGGAUGAAACUGAACUAAAUACUUACUAUAUCUGUUUCGUAAUGUAAUUUGACUUGAGUUAACUCAACAAAUGGAAAUCUUAAUGAAACUAUUUUGCAUUAAAACAAAACAGUUAAUAUUUGUGGAAAACCAUACAGCAUUUGAGCAAGGUUCUUGCUGGUGGUAGAAUGAAGACUACGAGUGGGUGACUAUCUGUCACUUGGUCUGCGAGUGAAAGGCGCAGGUAAUACAGAGAAGGCUUUUCUGUUAAUGAUUAGCAUGUCCAUGGCAAGAUUUAGCGAAUGCUUCUUCAACGAAUGCUGUGUGUUAUGGAAACAUAAAAAUAGUUGGUAUUACAGAAUAGCUACAUAACUCUCUAAUGGCGGGUUGAGUCAACUUCACACAUAGGCAUGUUCGACAAAAUAAUCGAAGUCAACGUAUGGUCAGACGGAGCGCAUUGCAGUUUCAAUAUUUGAUCAAAGAAUUAAUUUAUUGUACAACCCGUGCCGAUAAAGAAUGGGAUUAGAAAUCGCGACAGCUGUAUUUACCUCUCGCUCAUACACUGUAGCACAUGAGCGAGAGUUGAAUACAGCUGUCGCGAUUUCUAAUCCCAUUCUUUAUCGGCACGGGUUGUAGCGGGUAACACGCCGCAAGUUGUCACAUAAAAGAGAAAUGAUUUAAAGCAGGUUCCUCGAUGAUUGGUGGACUGUGCCCAAAUAUGUAAUUUUCAAAUAUUUUUAUUCAUUCAAACCAACAAUUUUAGGACAGAGUAGUAAACAUGUCAUUUUUUAUGAGUCAGAGCGUUUUAGGCUAUAUACAGAAGAAAAGCUGGUAGGCAGUACUGCUGGGGCCCGAUUCUCCUAAUUUUACUUAAGCAACAUACGAUUCACAUUCGACUGAGAUCCAAUCCCGACUCAAUCACGAUCGGCCCCAGAAUGCCACAUACGCUUCAAUCGUAAUCGAGUCGGGAUUGGAUUGCAGUCGAAUGUGAAUCGUAUGUUGCUUAAGUAAAAUUAGGAGAAUCGGGCCCCUGAUCCACCAUCUGAUCCGGCCAUUCUGGUAACAGUUACAUGUGCUUAACGUAGCUUCAAUGUGCUUGCUUAUGUAACUAUUACCAGAAUGCAUUGGAGCUUUCUUUCUGUCUACGGCCACACGCUUACUACCUUCAAAUUGUGUAUCUAGCAGCGCAAUUCUUAGUUUUUUUUACAAGUUUUUAUUUAACUUGCAAUGUAUGAAUUUUACAACUCAAUUUUAAGGCACUUGCCCUCAACCGAUUGAGCUGAUGCAUACAUGUUUAUUUUUUAACCUAACUUCUGAUUUCAACGCGCAGCACUAGACUAUCGGUCGCAUGACACAUUGUAAGUUACUAGUAAAUUUUGAUCAAAAUUUAUAAUACUGUGGCAAAACGCGAACAAAUAUUACUACUCAAGUUAACAACUGUUUACACAACGCAGCUAUAGCCUUACACUGACGAGAUGCCAAGCUGACGGAAGUCAUGUUUGAGUUAUGAAAUUAGAUUUGGAGAAGUUCUGUAGCUUAGUGUCUCGCCCGCUAGUAGGCUAUCGUUGAGCGUGUAUGCGCCAGUAGAUAAGUUUGCCGUCCCGACUCCCGCGGGGACUGCGUGCCGCUGCGGGCACUCGGUGCUGCCUGAUCAACGUGUCGUCGUUAGCAUUUUUCACAAUGUGUAACUUUAAGAUAUUAUUGUAAUAAAGUAAUUAGGUCUAGUUUAAUAGUGAAAUAUAAUUUGAUGAUGUCAGUAUCUACUGCGUGAAUGUCGAUGAAAUGUGAAAUUAAAAUAAUCAUUAUAAGCGAAUAAAUUUGAACAAUGUGCAUAAA